AUGGCCUCCCACUCUGGGGAGCCAGGGCUCCUGCCCUGUGGAUCCUGUGACAUGGUUUUCCGCUCCUGGGCCCUGUUGGCCACGCACGCUCAGCGCUUCUGCAUUGGCCGUUUGACACGGGAGGUGACCCUUGGAGCACGGCCCUCAAAAGCCUCGGAAGCACCGGGUCCCAUGGUUGUGUCACAAGGACACCAGGACUUCCCAGAGCAGGAAGCCGGCAAAUCAGCUUUAAGGAAGCUAACGGAAGAGGUGCAAGGCCUGCGGCUGUACUUGGAGGAAAUGCAACCCAGGAUGACGGCAAUUCCCAGGCAGUCCGUGGAGAACGCCUCCACCCAGGGCCCCAGCUCCGCGGCUGCCGGGAGCCCCAGCGAGCGGCUGCGGGCCCUGCAACGGACUCACACGGUGCGCGUGGCAGAGACAGAGGCCCAGAGCCUGGCCCUGCAGCUCCGCGGGGAAGAACUGAACCGUCGCCUCCAAGGUCUGGCCCGCAGCCGGGGCGAUGGAUCCCGCCUGUUGGGCCUGGAGCGGGAGCUGGCAGAGCUGCGGGCGGAGGCCGGGAGAGCCAGGGGAGCUCUGCAGGUGCUGGGAACGCGCGUCCAGCAGCUACAGACUGAGCCCCGGACUGGGCCGGACUCCUUGCAAGGGGCAGAACUCUGUUGGCCGGUGCUACAGUCUAACCCAGGGACUCUGGCUGCUGAGAUUGGGGCCCUGCGUGAGGCCUAUAUCCAAGGUGGGGGUCGGGACCCCGGCGUUCUGGGCCAGAUAUGGCAGCUGCAAGUGGAGACAUAUGCCCUGGAGCUUCGACGGUCACGUCCCCGCAGGGGAAGACGGGCAGGUUCCACAUCUGGGAAACUUCUAGCAGUGGAGACCGAAAACCGGCGUCUGGAGGCAGAAAUUCUGGCUCUGCAGAUGCAGAGGGGUGCAGGCCGGGCACCCUGGGGGUCCAGAGAAGCACAAUUUGUGGCCAAUCCCAGCUCACGCCUGAGAAGGGAAGAGCCGCCAUGCCUCCCACCCCCGGUGGCUCCGCCGCUGCCGCCACCGCUUCCACACUCCGCAGGCGCCCUCUUCCUGGGAGGCACAGGAAAGACUCCACAGCUUCCUGGAGCCACGACCAGGAACCUGGGCCUGGGCCCACACUUUGUCCUGCCCACACUUGACGUUCUGGGCCCUGCUCCCUACGACCCUGGGGCUGGCCUGGUCAUUUUCUAUGACUUCCUGCGGGGCCUUGAGGCUUCUUGGACAUGGGUGCAACUAAUGACUGUCUUGGCCCGAGAUGGACAGGAUACAGGAGGGACCACAGCUUUGCCCCCAGCCCUUUGUUUGCCCCCUCCUCCAGCUCCUGGGCCCACGGGCAACUGUGCCAUCCUGGCCAGCAGGCAGCCUGUACCCAGACUACUACCUUCACCAUCACUAUCCCUGCUCUGUGAGUUACAAGCCUGGCAGGGGCUGGCAGGGGCUAGGGCACCACACCCAAAGGCCUGGACCUCACUGGCGCUGUUUGACCGGGAUCAGAGGGUACUGAGUGGUCGUUGGCGUCUCCCACUUCGUGUCCUUCCUCGGGAUCCCAGCCUUAGCCUUGGGCAGCUGAAUGGAAUUCCCCAGGCAGGUCAGGCUGAGCUCUUUCUGCGGCUGGUGAAUGCAAGAGAUGCAGAUGUCCAAACACUGGCAGAGAUCAAUCCAGCCAGUGCCCACGAGUACCAGUAUCCACCUCCGGUGCCCAGCUCAGCUUCACUGGAAGCCAACUCCCUUGUACCAACAGCUGGCUUUGUUGACCCCCCUCCUCCUGGAGAAGAGCCCCUUGACAGCAGAGUCAAGAGUAGAGAUGAAGGAUUGGGCUCCACUGGCUUAGACGCAUCCCCUCGGGCUUUCUAA
Molecule: messenger RNA, 1872 nt
Organism: Pipistrellus nathusii (Nathusius's pipistrelle)
Lineage: Eukaryota; Metazoa; Chordata; Mammalia; Chiroptera; Vespertilionidae
Source: the annotation of a GenBank genome assembly